AUGUCAGUAUUGCAGGCUGAGCAGGUGGAACUCCAGGCCGGGCAUCAGCAACCACAAAUAUGGACUGUUGCUGGUGAAGAUGAAGAGGACUUUCUCAAUUGGAAGCCUGGACGCGAGGAAUUGAUGAUCCUAGCUUGCCUAGCCAUCGUGUCGUUGGUUGUGGCUCUCGACGGGACCGUCCUUGUCCCUGUCCUUCCAACAAUCGCAUCAGAUUUGCACGGUGAUACAAAUGAGGCAUACUGGGUUGGCACGGCAUAUCUACUGUCGUGUGCUGUGUUCCAGCCGCUCUUUGUUGCUCUUUCAGAUGUCUUGGGCCGACAGAGUGUGCUAUUUCUGUCCCUGGUUCUAUUCACCAUUGGAACAUUGAUCUGCUGCCUUUCCCAUGGAAUGGCCGAACUGCUGGUUGGGCGUACUCUCCAAGGAGUCGGAGGGGGUGGCAUCCUGUGCCAGACCUUUGUCAUCACGACAGACAUCAUUCCUCUCCGCCAGCGUCCGGCAUACUCGUCCAUCGUACAAGUGGCAUUUGUGGUGGGGACAGUAACUGGUCCCCUCAUCGGGGGACUGCUUGUUGACCACAGCACCUGGCGCUGGGUCUUCUACCUGAAUUUUCCGUUUAUGGGUGUGGGCCUCGUCAUGCUCCGAUCUAUUGACUGGGUGGGGGCUGCGUUGUUUAUGGCGAGUGUCUCGAGCUUCCUGAUUGGCAUCACUUGGGGCGGAGGCCAGUUCGCGUGGUCCAGCUGGCAAACUUUGCUUCCCGUCUGCCUCGGCCUGGUGGGAGUGAUAAUCACCAUCUUCUGGCUGAAGAAGGGGGCUCAAAAUCCAUUCCUCCGCCUCGUCUUGUUCCGAGACAUCUCCUCACGGGCGAUGUAUUUUUGCGCCGUUUUCCAAGGACUAUUGAUGUUCUGUGAGCUCUAUUCCCUUCCAUUAUACCUAGAGGGCCCAAAAGAUAUGUCCCUGACGAUGACCGGAGUCGCUUUGAUGACUAUCACUGGAUCUUUGAUGCCUGUCAGCCUCGUGGUCGGCAUUAUCAUUACCAAAUCUGGUCACAUCCGGUGGGCAUUGUGGACCGGGUGGGUUUUAAUUGCGACAUCCACUGGCUUGUUGAUCUUGCUCGAUAGCGACACCAAAACGUACGCCUGGGCAUUGAUCUUUCUCUCCGUCGGCAUGGGGCACGGUUGUAUCAUUGUUUCGAGUAGUAUGUGUGUGCAGGCGCUGGCGGAGGCAAAAGACUCGGCGCAGGCUGCAUCUAUGUACACUUUCCUGCGGUCCUUUGGGAUGUGCCUUGGGGUUGCCGUGGGGAGCACCGUGACGCAAAACCGACUCCACCAUCAAUUGCAAAUUCGCCAGCUACCCUUGGAUAUUGCCGAAAAUGCUCAAGGUUUUAUCGCCAGCCUGAGAAAAACCAAGUCAUCCUAUUCUCCGUCGUUCAUCUACUCGGUGAAUACGGCAUACGUGCAAAGCCUAAAGAAUCUCUUUGAGGUUUUGGUUGCCGUGGCCGGGCUGGGCUUGAUCGCAGCGCUCUUUUUGAAGUCGGUCAACAUGAAUAAGAGACUGGAUACCCAACAUAGACUUCAACGAAAGAUAGGAUUGGAUCGUGAGGAGUCAGUUGCGUGCGACCCCGCUGAAGCCUCUUGA
Molecule: messenger RNA, 1635 nt
Organism: Penicillium daleae
Lineage: Eukaryota; Fungi; Ascomycota; Eurotiomycetes; Eurotiales; Aspergillaceae
Product: major facilitator superfamily-domain-containing protein
Exons: 4
Coding region: 1-1635 (544 amino acids)
Biological process (GO): transmembrane transport
Molecular function (GO): transmembrane transporter activity
Source: RefSeq, a predicted model, not a curated record